Molecule: messenger RNA, 1107 nt
Organism: Chlorella variabilis
Lineage: Eukaryota; Viridiplantae; Chlorophyta; Trebouxiophyceae; Chlorellales; Chlorellaceae
Exons: 11
Coding region: 1-1107 (368 amino acids)
Biological process (GO): protein deneddylation
Cellular component (GO): cytoplasm; COP9 signalosome
Molecular function (GO): deNEDDylase activity; metallopeptidase activity; protein binding
Source: RefSeq, a predicted model, not a curated record
AUGAGCCGGGCCGAGAACGCCAUCUCCAACGCCCAGGCACGCUGGGAGCUGGAAAACGAUGUGCUGGCCGCCGGGCCGAGUGAUUUGGAUAGCCUGUACAGUUUUGACGCUGAGGAGCAGAAGGCCAUCCAGGCAUCCAAGCCCUGGGCUCGCGACCCUCACUACUUCAAGCGGGUGCGAAUAUCGGCGCUGGCCCUGCUGAAGAUGGCGAUGCACGCCAAGAGCGGCGGCAACAUAGAGGUCAUGGGCGUCAUGCAGGGCAAGAUUCAGGGCAACGAGUUCAUUGUGAUAGACACCUUUGCGCUGCCUGUGGAGGGCACUGAGACGCGGGUGAAUGCGCAGGCGGAGGCGUACGAAUACAUGGUGGACUUCCUUGAGACAAACAAGGCCUCUGGGCGGCUGGAGAACAUAGUGGGGUGGUACCACAGCCACCCCGGCUACGGCUGCUGGCUGUCGGGCAUCGAUGUGGGCACGCAGAGCACAAACCAAAAGUACCAGGAGCCCUUCCUGGCCAUCGUGGUGGACCCGCACCGCACCGUGGCAGCGGGCAAGGUGGAGAUUGGCGCUUUCAGGACCUUCCCAGAGGGGUACAAGCCGCCCGAGGAGGGCCCUGGAGAGUACCAGACCAUCCCGCUGGACAAGAUCGAGGACUUUGGGGUUCACUGCAAGGAGUACUACAGCCUGGACAUCUCCUUCUUCAAGUCCUCCCUCGACUCCCACCUGCUGGACCUGCUGUGGAACAAGUACUGGGUCAACGCCCUGUCCAGCAACCCGCUGCUCAACACGCGCGACCUGUUUGCCGGGCAGCUGGCAGAUAUAGGCAAGAAGCUGGAGGCAGUUGAGAGCCAGGUCAGCAGCAGCGGGCGGCUCGGGCGCUUUAUGACCGGACCCAGCAGCAAAAAAGAGGAUGGCAAGUUGGAGGCUGUGGUGCGCGACACUGCGCGGGUGGCGGCGGAGCAGAUCAAGGGCCUGUCCACGCAGGUCAUCAAGGAGCUCCUAUUCAACCGACGCUGCGGCUGCAGCGGCCAGCACGCGGCGGGAGCAGCGAGCGGAGCGGCAGCAGCGGCGGCAGGCGGCGGCGGCGCCAUGCCGAUGGAGAGCGGCUGA